AUGAGUACCGCGUUGCAGCCAGCGCCGAGCGCCGGUUACGCGCUCGCUGCCGGCUCGGACCAGAGCGAGCCACAGGUCAUCAGACGCGACACAGACAACAUCCUAUCCUACUACCAGUCCGAACAUGCUGGCCGGACGUACUUGGCCUCUGAUGCAAGUACAGCUGAUCUCGUCCCACCUCCAUCAGCUAUGAGAACAGGCUCUGGUUCUUCGUCUGAAUACUCCUCGGAUUCUCGAGAGCGCCCAUCAGAUGCGAGUUCUAGUCAAUCGCACGAAGCACGACACGAUUCCAUUAGCACCAUUAGCACGGAAGGUGGACAUAGAAGAAGGCCGAGUGUGCCAUCGGAGGGCGGUGCGGACAGGCGACGACUCGCGAUCGUUGAGUUGGACGAUUCUCUUCCCGCUUCUCUCACUCGCAAACGUAGCCAGGCCUCGAGAGACAAUCACAAUGCGGACCUGUCGGCGACGACGACCAUUUCCUCGCGGCGCGGCAUGUAUGUCGAGGGCCUUGCGCUUGUUGCCCCACCCGACGCCUCGCCGCGAGCGUAUACCGAUCUCACGCCUCCCUCCACUGCUCCUUUGUCCACCGAGCGCCCCCCACCCUCUGCUCUCCGACCUCCUAUUGUCCACCAACGCUCACAGUCCGACAUUACCACCGCGACCCCAAGGUCUCGCCACCAGCAUAAAUCCUCUCGUGACAUCGGCAUUGUCGGUGCCGUCCCAUCGACGGCGGAGUCCAUCGAACGGCCGGUGACCGUCGGCAGCCAGCAAUCGGCGCUCAAACUGCCCAUUUUCCAGACGCCCACCGACUCGCGUUCGCCGACGCCGGGCAGCAGCGCCAGGACGCCCGACCCGUCCGAGUCGAGCAUGCUCAGCCCACAGGGACCCUAUAGCGCGGGAUCAAGCGCGUUGACGACGCCGGACCACGACCGACACGAUCAGGAGGCGCUGACGCCUGCCAUCGGCGAGUCAAAGGAAAUUGGGCAGCCCGUCGUGGGCCCUGUCAUUGUCAACACGUCGGAGGCGCUGCGGCAUGGGUUGCAGAACAGGCAAGUGCAGUCAAGCGUGUCUAGUCCGGGUGACGUGUUCGCAUCGCGCCAGUCGCAGACGUCGCCGUUCUCGGUGGUGAGCACGUCGCGCUCUGCGUCUCCGUAUGUCCACUAUGACCCUGGCACACACUCGCGUGCUGGUCCUAUGCCAGCACCACCACACCCUUUGUAUGACGUCGACCCUCGAUCAGGAGCGCUUACUCAGCGUGACCCGCAGGCUCUACGGGAUGCGUUGCAGCUGCCGCAGUCGGUAUCGGCGGUGUUGGCGUCCAAGGUGCCCUCGCAAUCCCCGAAGCGAAACGAUUCCGAGUUGACGGAAGAUUCGGUGUAUUCUCAGGAGGAGAGGGAGCCGGGCGCUGGCCCGUCGCGAUCACUGUCAAAACGGUCCAUGCACGUCAGGGAAGGCGCACACCCGCCGUCGACCGUAACUAACACGCCACCGACGUCCGCUGAGGAAGUGCCAGAGACAAAGAGCGAUGACGUCCGGCAUGUGGAGGCUAUCAAAGCACCGCCGGUCUCGUUCACCUUACAUGACGACGCAAGGAGUGCAGAGUCCGUUUCAUCCUCCUCGCAAGAACCCUCUCUCCACCCAGCCAGGUCUCGCAAGGACCUCCGAAGAGAGAGCAGCUGGGUAAGCAUGGCCCAAGAGAGAGUCCAGCGUGCACUCUCCCCCGGCCGUGUCUCGAACAUCUCGCGUUCGCCCUCUACCUCACCCUCCAUGUUCUCGCCGACCCCGCCGCCGAAGAGCAUCCACGGCUCGCUCGAGGACGUGUUGCACGCGCCCGGUGCCGGGCAUAACCCGCUCAAGGGCGCGCUGACGAACUUGAAGCGCUUCUCUGCGCUGCCGCGCACGCCUUCAUUGACUUCGGCGCGGGCAAAGAGCCCGACUCCAAGCCCACAAGCGAGUCCAAGACACUCAGAGUCGAGGGACGCGCCAUUGCCUGUGCCUCCUGUCCCACUUCCGGUGAAGCCGAAGGUGGUGCGGCCGAGGAUUAAGGCGGCGUGGCCGGAGGCGAUGGCGUGUCGGGAUGUGAUGGCGAAGAGGAACCCGCUCGAGCGCUCAAUUGGAUACGCACAUAAGAUCAACGAGUUGGCGUUGUAUGACUGCGGGUUGACGGAGUGGGUCCAACUGCGACAGUUCUCUGGUGAGCAUGCACCGACGGGCACCAGGGCGGGGUCCUCCAGCAAAGUGAGACUCAUGGUGACACCGGCAACACCUGCGUCCCGAGCGUUCGUCCCACAGCCACGACAUACGUCCCGGGGCUCUGAGGCAUCUGGGAUGACACAUCCUCCCACCAACAGCCUCCCCCCUCCAGCCCUUCCCUAUCCAUCACUUGCACAAGCGCAACAAACGCGCAGCCCCAUUCGUUCUUCUACCAUGAUGCCAUCACCGUCUAGAUCGCUUCUGCCUUUGCCGGGCAACAAGUCCUCUGGGGGGUUCUUCUCGUCUAUCGGGCGCAAGGCGAGUGUGAGGAAAGACAGACCAGUCUUACCCCCCAAUCCUCCUGGGCGCGUGCUAUCUAAACGCAAUACCGCCACACCCACACCCACACCUCUCGUACAGGUCGCUUCCUCGCCCAACGUACCAGGUGGUCCACGAGCCGCCCCAGGGCGCGUACGUCGGUCACAGACGUUCUCAGCGAUAUCGGGCCCACCUCCCCAACCGAAUGCUUCGACUAUGCCUACGAGUAACAGCCAUCCGCAACGGCAGAGCACGAUGCGGCGCCCGUCGCUCUUCGCUCGUGCGAAGAACCACGGGCAGAGCAAUGCGCAGGCGGGCGCUGUGGUCGCCCAGCCUGCGCUGCCGGACCCAGAGUUCGACCACCAGGUGGACAAGCUGGCGGACUUGCUGCCGCACGCUGAUAGAGGGGUUCUUGCUGGGUACUUGCGGCGAGCGGGCCAGGACAUCCUCGCCAUCGGGCAAUACCUCGAAGAUGAGAAGAACGGCACGCUGCGACGCGACUGA
Messenger RNA from Fomitopsis serialis, 3015 nucleotides. RefSeq lists its product as uncharacterized. The record is from RefSeq and is a predicted model, not a curated record. The transcript is spliced from 6 exons. NCBI's taxonomy places the organism in Eukaryota, Fungi, Basidiomycota, Agaricomycetes, Polyporales, Fomitopsidaceae. The coding region runs from base 1 to 3015 and encodes 1004 amino acids.